CGUCGCAGGGAGAGGUACGCAUGCGGUCCGCUCUGUAAACCCUUCGCGUCGGCUGCCUCCGCUCGCUUCGUCCUCUUUGAAAGACCAAUAUUAUUUUAUUUUUCUCUUCGACACGCGUUCGUGCCUUGAGGCGAUGGUUUUUCCUUCUACCUAUGGAGGAUUUAUAUUUUUUUAUUUGACGGGAAAUGUAUUAGUUUUAUAAAGGAUUUGAUAAGGGUUCUAUAGUUUCCAGUUCAGGAAUUUCGAAGUAAUUAUUAAUUAGCGUGUCAGUGGAGUCAAAAUCUCGCUGAUAUAUUAUUAAAUACGUGAAUAAUUUCCUGCGAACAACGUAAACAACACUAACCCAAAAAGUCGAAGUGAAAAAGGAAUUUCCAAAGAAAAUAAAACCAUAUAAAAAUAACGAGUGAUUUGAUGGAAUGAAAGAAAUAUUAUUUGUCUGUAAAAUAUGAAACCAUUUAAUUAGUGUUUAAAUUACGUGAAGCAUAAAGACUUUUGACCCACCAUUCUAAAGUGACCCACGAACUUGAAAUAUAAUUAAGAAAAUACACCCCAGGUAAUACAGAGAAUCGAAUUAGACGCCAAAAGAAAAGAGAAAAGAAAAGAAAAAAGGUGAAAUGCAACAGUGAUGACAACAGGGCACAGGAACCCCAAGGAACCCACACCAAACAGGAAGAAGAUGAGUGUUACCAGGGUGAUCCUCGUGCACCUCGGCGUCACCCUCACACUCAACUUGCUCUGCUGCGCCGCCAGUCCCCACCACCUCGUCCUCCACCUCGUCCUCGUCCUCGUCCUCGGCCGUGGAACUCCAACUCUCGGCGACCAACAACAACAUCCUGGCGAGGUAUCCAGGACAGGACGACUAUGUCAGUCCUCUGAAGUCGACGCGGGCGGUCGUGGGCGGCCUUGCAGAGCUCCCCUGCAACAUCACCUCGCCCAUCCUCGGGGACCCGCCCCUCCUGGUGCUCUGGUACAAGGCAGGCCUGCAUAAGCCCAUCUACAGCUAUGACGUCCGGCGCGGCCCCCCCAGCCACUGGGCGAACCCCUCCGAGCUGGGCGACCGGGCCAAGUUCGACGCUGCAAACGGCCUUCUCUCGUCGUGCAGCGCGUGCAGGCAGGAAAGAUGAGG
Messenger RNA from Penaeus vannamei (Pacific white shrimp), 1126 nucleotides. NCBI's taxonomy places the organism in Eukaryota, Metazoa, Arthropoda, Malacostraca, Decapoda, Penaeidae. The record is from RefSeq and is a predicted model, not a curated record.